AUGGUCCUGGUGGUGGCUCAGGUUCUGGCGGUGAUCGUGUUGUACAGCCUGAAAGGGCAGAUCGAGGAUUACUUGUGUUUGGGCAUGUUGGCUGAUAUGGUGCGGUACCAGGAUGACCUGGACCUGAGGUUCAUCACUGAUGGGAUCCAGACGGGUCUGCAGCGCUGCGGGGGUGAUACCUACAGAAACUGGGGAAGUAAUGUGUAAUUAAACUUUUCGGCUCCAGGGGUCCAGGAGUGUGGAGUGCCCCCCUCAUGCUGCAUAGACCAUCUAGAGAAUGGGACGGUGUUGAACAGCCAGUGUGGAGUGGGUGCCCAACAGCUGGAUGAGUUCUCAGCCCAGAGCGUGAUCUUCCUGGGCGGCUGUCUGGGCAGUAUCUCACGCUGGAUUAAGCAGCACAGUGGAGUGAUUGUUACGGUAGUCAUCAAUCUGCUGGGGGUCCAGAUAUUCACUCUGUUCAUAACGGCCCAUCUGCUGCAGAAGAUACGGUGGAGCAGAGCUCAGCAUGCUGUGUACUUACAAUCACUGCAAUGA
This is a messenger RNA of Carassius gibelio (silver crucian carp), 534 nucleotides long. Its product is annotated as tetraspanin-10-like. The transcript has 2 exons. NCBI's taxonomy places the organism in Eukaryota, Metazoa, Chordata, Actinopteri, Cypriniformes, Cyprinidae. The record is from RefSeq and is a predicted model, not a curated record. Gene Ontology annotation, cellular component: membrane.